AAGAAAGAGAAAGACCGAAAGAGAGAGCGAUUGAGUGUACUGCGUUCGUAAGAUUAGACAGUGGGAGGGGUAGUUUUGAAUAAGCAAAGCUCACACCCCUGGGAAAUACACUCAACAUUUUCAGUUUGGCUGCGUGAAGCCGGUGACAAGAAAGGCUACGGCAAACUGCAGAUGACAGCUAAUCUUUAGUCUACUUGCGAGAUGUACGGUAGCCUACCGUGUGUAACGUAUGUAACUAUUCUAAACUAGUUUUCAUGUGUUGGUUAUAUCGGUAACCGCAGUUGUCUUGGCCAGCAUGGACAGUGAAGCAAGGGCGAAUGGGGAGGACAUCACUCUCAACAAACUAGACGACAUAGAAGCAAACCACGACCGUCUUGACCCCUCUGGAAAGGUGUACCGAAUGAUUAACAUGAAUCACUAUGCCACUAGGAAGAGUGUAGCUCAGAGUAUGCUUGAUGUGGCUCUACUCAUGGCUAACUCAUCCCAGCUAAAGACUGUCCUAUAUAUGGAGUCACAGUACAGAUUCUACAAACCUCUCAUAGUACUGCUGUCCGUGUCUAUUACGCUACAGGUUGUCGUGGGACUACUGCUGGUCUUUAUAGUGAAGUAUGAUCUGAAUGAUGUGAGGAAACACUCAAAGCUGAACAUGAUGAACAACACAGCAACAGUAUUUGUUUUCUUCACAGUCAUCAUCAACAUCUUCAUCACUGCGCUAGGCUUUGAGGGUGCUGUGAUAGGACUUCCAGAACCCCAAUCCUUCCUUCUGACCACUGAACAGAACCAGACCGGAGGCCUCUAGGCCACAACCUCAAAUGAUCCUCAGACAACUGGCAGGUUGUAGAGCACAAGCUUAGCACAAGCUGGCCUCAAUUUAACCGGAGGCUUGUACAACCUGAACACAACAUCAGCAGAAACCUGGAACCUAACCCCAACCUACAGUACUGUCAGUUAUCUCUAGUGACAGGGCAGUGCAGGUGCCAGAGGUCUGCACACUCAAAAAGUUCUACAGCUACACCAUCGAGAGCAUCCUGACCGGUUGCAGCCCCGCCUGGUAUGGCAACUGCUCAGCAUCCGACCAUAAGGUGCUACAGAGGGUAGUGCGUAAGGCCCAGUACAUCACUGGGGCCAAGCUUCCUGCCAUCCAGGACCUAUAUACUAGGCGGUGUCAGAGGAAGGCCCAAAAAAUUGUCAGAGACUCCAGUCACCCAAUUCAUAGACUGUUUUAUCUGCUACCACACGGCAAGCGGUACCGGGGCGCCAAGUCUAAGUGCAAAAGGCUCCUAAAUAGCUGAACAGUCAAUCAAAUGGUCACUCAGACUAUUUACAUUGACCCCCCCCCCCCCUUUUUGUUUUUACACGGCUGCUACUCGCUGUUUAUUAACUAUGCAUAGUCACUUUACCCAUACCUACAUGUACAAAUUACCUUGACUAAUCUGAACCCCCGCACAUUGACUCGGUACUGGUAUGCCCUGUAUAUAGCCUCCUUAUUGUUAUUUUAUUGUGUUACAUUUGAGUUUUUGUAUCCUGUAAAUGGGCCUUUAUAAAUGUGUUGUUGUUCAGUUGUUUGGGACUCAACAGAACACAACUGCUGUUACCAAAUAAACAACUCUGUGAAUAAACAGCA
Messenger RNA from Oncorhynchus kisutch (coho salmon), 1624 nucleotides. Its product is annotated as Ninjurin domain-containing protein. Gene Ontology annotation, cellular component: membrane. The coding region runs from base 296 to 799 and encodes 167 amino acids. Gene Ontology annotation, biological process: tissue regeneration; cell adhesion. The record is from RefSeq and is a predicted model, not a curated record. Lineage: Eukaryota; Metazoa; Chordata; Actinopteri; Salmoniformes; Salmonidae. The transcript has 3 exons.